Molecule: messenger RNA, 1089 nt
Organism: Vanessa atalanta (red admiral)
Lineage: Eukaryota; Metazoa; Arthropoda; Insecta; Lepidoptera; Nymphalidae
Exons: 2
Coding region: 1-966 (321 amino acids)
Biological process (GO): vacuolar proton-transporting V-type ATPase complex assembly
Cellular component (GO): endomembrane system
Source: RefSeq, a predicted model, not a curated record
AUGGAUCUAAAAGGGUCACUAGUUGAUACUAAUCUUAAGAUUUAUCCAACAGAAACACUAAUUAAGUUCUUAAAAACAAUAAAACCCUCUGACGAGUUACCUCAUAAUAUAAGUGAAAUAGUUACAGAAAGCAAUAAGGCUAUAUUUAAAACUUACAGUAGUGAUAAAAUAAAACCCAUCCAUCUAACUAGUUCUGACAUAGAAUAUUUAAAAAAGAUUAAAGAAACUCAUCCAGAUAUUGUUUCUGAAGAAACUGUUUUAAAUCCACCCGUUACUGAAUCCACCAAUACAAAAGUUGAAGGUAAAAAUGAUGAAAAAGAUGAAAAUAAUAAAUCAGAUAAAGAAAAACACAGCACAACUCCUGAAAAGACAAUGACAACUGAUGUAUUCCUUGUAACAGCUGAUAUAGAUUGGUUAUAUAAUUAUUUAAAAAUUAAAAAAAAUAAUGGUGAGGAAGAUAUACCUUACCUUCACACACUUUUAGAAGGAUCCCGUAUUGAAGUGCCAGAAAAUGAAACAAUAAAGAGAAACCCUGUUCUAGAAGCAAGAUGUGUAAAAUUAAGAGCUCAGCAAGAAGCUCGUGAGUACAGGAAAAUGACAAAGGGAGUAGACAAUGUUCGAAUGAGAUUUCCUGAAGACAACAUUUCAUAUCAAUUAAAACAACUUAAUCGUCAACUCAUAGCAAUUGGGCAGUUUAUUAUAUCAAUAUUUGCUGGUUUCCUUUUUGGAUUCAGAGGUGUUGAAUGGAUGGUGGGAAAUUUAGACUUUGGAUUCAGAUUGUUAUUAGGUGUCAUGUGUGCUUUAGUCAUUGCUCUUGCGGAAAUAUACUUCCUAGCAAAGAAAUUAAACGAAGAACUUAACAUUCCUGAAACAAUACAACUCGGAGGUCCCCUGAAAUUUGCUGAUCAACAGAAUUACUCUUCUGAAAUCACAAAAACAACACUUGAAAAACAACACCAAGAUUAAUUUAGCCAAUUAUAUGAUAUUGUAUGAUGUAUUUAAUAUAAAAUUAAUAUAACCUACAUGUAUAGUGUAUGUUAAAAUUUCUUUAAAUUUUGUUAAUUCAUAAAUUAAAACAAUAGUAAUAAU